Molecule: messenger RNA, 534 nt
Organism: Arctia plantaginis
Lineage: Eukaryota; Metazoa; Arthropoda; Insecta; Lepidoptera; Erebidae
Source: the annotation of a GenBank genome assembly
AUGGUGAGCUGGAUCGACAGUACGGCAACGAUCACCUAUCAGAAUCAAGUGGGAAAUGGACUCGGGAAAUCAGAAUGUUCGAGUUGUAGCGAUGAUGAGCUCGGAGUGACGCGGUGGACGAUGCCUCUACUCAAAUCUGGAGAGAAGAAAUACUACCUUGGAAUUUUCUUCAAGGCGAAUUGGUUUAAGGCGCAACAGUACUGCCGGUUCCACGGCAUGCACCUGGCAUCGAUCUCUUCUCAGCAGGAAAAUGAUAAACUCGAGCAAUACGUUAAAGACUCAGGAUAUGGUCGAGAACACUUCUGGACAUCCGGUACCGAUUUAGCGGAAGAAGGUAAUUUCUUCUGGAUGGCCAACGGCAGACCACUUACUUUCGUGAACUGGAACGCUGGAGAGCCCAACAACUUCCGCUAUGAAAAUGGAGAAGAAGAGAAUUGCUUGGAAUUGUGGAACAGAGACGACAAGGGUUUAAAAUGGAAUGACUCUCCAUGCUCCUUUGAAACGUUUUUUAUCUGCGAAGUGCGGUCUGAUUGA